Messenger RNA from Cynara cardunculus var. scolymus (artichoke), 1514 nucleotides. Its product is annotated as protein LOW PSII ACCUMULATION 1, chloroplastic. The coding region runs from base 36 to 1388 and encodes 450 amino acids. Gene Ontology annotation, cellular component: chloroplast. Gene Ontology annotation, biological process: photosystem II oxygen evolving complex assembly. NCBI's taxonomy places the organism in Eukaryota, Viridiplantae, Streptophyta, Magnoliopsida, Asterales, Asteraceae. Gene Ontology annotation, molecular function: protein binding. The record is from RefSeq and is a predicted model, not a curated record. The transcript is spliced from 9 exons.
GGAGUGGAUAAACGGUUGUGUUCCAUGAAACCUCAAUGGAUGUAGUGAAUUCCGUUCUCCGUCGUCACCACCACCACCGUCACUACUCCUUCUCCUUUAUCACCACAAAUCAAUCAAUAUCCUCGCUACUCCUCCACCACCAAAAAUCCACUUUAAAUUCCUCGAAGAAGCCUCGUUUCCCCCAAAUUUCUUGCUCAUCUUCAUCCUCCCCAUCACCACCAUCACCGUUGCCGGAAGUUGGUUCAGACACACCGGAAUCUUGCGUCAACUUGGGUCUUGCCCUCUUCUCGAAAGGACGGGUUAAAGAUGCUCUCAUCCAAUUCGAAACGGCGCUUACCUUGAAUCCUAGUCCUAUCGAGGCUCAAGCUGCACUUUAUAACAAAGCUUGUUGUCACGCUUAUAGAGGGGAGGGAAAGAAAGCUGCUGAUUGUCUUCGCACCGCUCUUAAGGAAUAUAACUUAAAAUUUGGAACAAUUCUAAACGAUCCCGACUUGGCCUCCUUCAGAGUUUUGCCUGAAUUUAAAGAACUACAAGAAGAGGCUAGGCUGGGUGGGGAAGAUGUAGGUUAUGGUUUCCGAAGAGAUUUGAAACUCAUUAGUGAAGUUCAAGCUCCGUUUCGUGGGGUUAGAAGAUUCUUCUUUCUGGCAUUUACGGCAGCCGCCGGAAUCUCGCUGUUCUUUACUCUACCUAGAUUGUUUCUUGCUGUCAAAGGCGGUGACGGUGCUCCUGAUAUCUUGGCAACUUCCGAAAACGCCGCCAUCAAUCUUGCAGGCAUUAUAGUUUUUGUGGCGUUAAUUAUUUGGGAUAACAAGAAAGAGGAAGAACAACUUGCUCAAAUAACCCGAGAUGAAACACUAUCACGGUUGCCCCUGCGCCUCUCAACUAAUCGGGUGGUUGAACUUGUGCAAUUAAGAGACACCGCUAGACCCGUUAUAUUGGCGGGGAAGAAAGAGACGGUUUCUUUGGCGAUUCAAAAAGCGGAGCGGUUUCGAAUGGAGCUCCUUAACCGAGGUGUUAUACUGGUUCCUGUCAUCUGGGGUGAAAACGAAUCGCAAACCGAGAAGAAAGGUUUCGGUGGUCCAAAAAAAGCAGCGGCAUCUCUUCCUUCGGUUGGGGAGGAUUUUGAGACCCGAGCUCAGUCUAUAACUGCAAAAUCAAAACUGAAAUCCGAGAUACGAUUCAAGGCCGAGGUUGUAUCAUCCGGGGAGUGGGAAAGGUGGAUAAAGGAGCAACAAAAGUCCGAAGGAGUUACUCCCGGUGAAGACGUAUAUAUUAUACUUCGUCUGGAUGGCCGAGUUCGAAGAUCGGGGAGGGGCUUGCCUGAUUGGAACCAAAUUGUGAAGGAAUUGCCCCCACUUGAAGCAUUGCUAAGCAAACUAGAAAGAUGACCCAAUUCUUCGUAUGGUUAAUUAUGGUACAAUAUUACACGUUAUGACGAUUUUACCCUUUAUUUGCUUUUUUGCUAUGUAUUAUUAUAAACAAAUUUAUUUUUAAAUUAAUAAAUAUUAACGUCG